Molecule: messenger RNA, 1347 nt
Organism: Saxophila tyrrhenica
Lineage: Eukaryota; Fungi; Ascomycota; Dothideomycetes; Mycosphaerellales; Extremaceae
Exons: 7
Coding region: 1-1347 (448 amino acids)
Biological process (GO): fungal-type cell wall (1->3)-alpha-glucan biosynthetic process
Cellular component (GO): fungal-type cell wall
Molecular function (GO): alpha-1,3-glucan synthase activity
Source: RefSeq, a predicted model, not a curated record
AUGGUUACCAUACCCUUUGGGUUGUUUGUCUUCAUUGCGCUUGCUGCAAUCACCAAGGCUCUCAAGUACGAUGCAGAACAAGCGGCUUUCAACCUCAAUCAGAACCAAACGGCUACAGAUCCCCUUGACUACUGGGGCGAGUGGGCCGACCAUGAAUUCUUCCCCUCUCCGCCCAACUGGCGCAUGCCAAUGUACAGUCUUUUCAUCGAUCGCUUCGUUAAUGGGGACCCCUCAAACGACAACGCAAAUGGAACGCAAUUCGAACACGACAUCCUAUCCACUUCGCUUAGAAAUGGCGGCGAUGUCAAAGGGCUUCAAGAUACGCUUGACUACUUGCAAGGCAUGGGAAUCAGGUCUAUAUACAUCAUUGGCUCUCCAUUCAUGAAUAUGCCUUGGGGCGCGGACGGCUACAGCGUCCUUGACCUAACGUUGUUGGAUCGCCAUCUCGGAACAAUCGCUGCUUGGAGGAAUCUCAUCGCUGAGAUGCACCGACGCAAGAUGUAUGUUGUGAUGGACAAUACUUUCGCGACACUCGGAGACUUGAUGGGGUUCGAGGGAUACUUGAACGAGUCAACCCCCUUCGACCCAGAAGAGCACAACGUCGUAUGGAAGUCUGAAAUGCGAUACCACGAUUUCCAACAAAGCGACGACGAGCUCGCUUCCUGCGAUUAUCCUAGAUUUUGGGAUGACAGCGGCCACAGGAUGACCAACCUCACCGAUUACUUCGUCGGCUGUCGCGAUAGCGAAUUCGAUCAGUACGGGGAGGUUGCUUCUUUCGGUAACUACCAGGAAUACGAACGACAGCUUUCGAAGUUCGCCUUCGUCCAGGACCGACUACGAGAAUGGAGACCCAGCGUACUCGCGAAGAUCAAACAUUUCAGCUGCAUGACAAUUGCUAUGCUGGACAUCGACGGGUUCCGAAUAGACAAAGCAUUACAGGUCACUAUUGAUGCACAAGGUGCUUGGAGCAAUCACAUCCGGCAAUGCGCAAAGCGCUACAACAAGGACAACUUCUACAUCCCCGGCGAGAUCGUCUCCGGCAACAGCUUCGGCGCCAUCUACAUCGGCCGUGGCAUGGAGCCCGGUAUGGCCGAGGACAAUCUCACGAAAGUGGUCAGUUCCGACGGUCACAACAGGGAGUACAUCCGCGAUCUCGACAAUAGCGCCCUAGACGGUGGCGCGUUCCAUUAUACUGUCUAUCGCGCUUUGACGAGGUUUCUUGGCAUGGAUGGCACCUUCGCUGCUGAGGGAGAUCCGCCGGUCAACUUUGUGGAGACCUGGAAUGCGCUGCUUCAAACUAAUGAUAUGACCAAUGCGUAUACCGGCGAGUUCGAUCCACGCCAGUGA